This is a messenger RNA of Polypterus senegalus (gray bichir), 2753 nucleotides long. It is a transcript of the gene slc50a1, whose product is annotated as solute carrier family 50 member 1. Gene Ontology annotation, molecular function: sugar transmembrane transporter activity. Gene Ontology annotation, cellular component: membrane. Bases 118 to 777 code for a protein of 219 amino acids. NCBI's taxonomy places the organism in Eukaryota, Metazoa, Chordata, Cladistia, Polypteriformes, Polypteridae. The record is from RefSeq and is a predicted model, not a curated record. Gene Ontology annotation, biological process: carbohydrate transport. The transcript is spliced from 6 exons.
GCCCACAAAUCACUCGUAUCCGGUCUGGAUCAGGAAAAAAAAUUACAUUGGUAUUGGAAGAAUAUUUGAUCAAAUAUUCACGUUGUAAAUAGAUAGAGUCGUUGGUUUCCCACUUUCAUGGAUUCUCUGCAGCUUUUGUCAUGGGCGUGCAUCGUGUUCACAAUUUUAAUGUUCUCUACUGGAUUGUCCGAUCUUCGAAGGAUGACACAGGUUAAAAACACAGAAAAUAUUCAGUUUUUGCCUUUCCUUACCACACACCUCAAUAACAUUGGAUGGCUGUACUACGGUUAUCUGAAAGACGACUGGACACUGAUAACCGUCAAUCUGAUUGGUGCCUCACUCCAGGCCACCUAUAUUUUGGUCUACAUUUAUUAUUCUACUGAAAAGAAAAAUGUUCUGCUGAAAACCAGUAUGGCUUUGGGAGUCUUAAUUGUGGCAUACUUCUACUUCACUACUGUGGUGACAGAAGUAAAUUACCGGCUAAGUCGGUUAGGUCUGUUCUGCAGCGUUUUCACUAUCAGCAUGUACAUGUCUCCUUUGGUUGAUCUGGUAAAGAUCAUUCAAACUCGUAGUACGAAGUGCCUUUCAUUCUCCUUGACUGUAACAACAUUCCUCACUUCUACUGCCUGGACGCUUUAUGGCCUGCAGCUGAGUGACCUGUAUAUUAUGGUGCCUAACUCUCCUGGAAUUAUCACCAGCCUUAUUCGUUUUUGGCUUUUCUGGCAGUACCCAACUGGCAAAGAGAAGCAUUCUUCUUACAGACCUCUGCACGCUUAAGCAUGAAAGUUUUCUUUUUUGUUGUUUUUAAUUUUUUGUUUAUAGCAAAGAUAUUUUGGGCACCAAGCCAUAAAAAUCAGGAAGUCCGAAUGACCAUUUGAUUUACAGUAUCUGCAGUUUGCAAACACCUUUAUUUAUGGGACCAAAGAAACCAAAACAAGAACGUAUCUUCAGAUGUGCACUUUAACUUUAGCUCUAUGGACUCUGUUCAGAUAAAAUAAAAGACAGAUGUUUUGAUGUAAUUUUUCUAUACUCCUCUUCUAUAAUGGAUGUGUGUCAAGUUAGAACAAAAUUGUUUAGGGCUAAGCAUAUUUUAACAGUAAAACUGUACAUAUUACUCAUCUAACAAUCGGGGGGGAAGGUCUUUAGUGGAGAUGAGGUAAAAUCUCAGAUCACAGAGAAUACUAUUUUCAAAGGUCAAAGUGCUACAGCUUUUUCUUUAGUUCAUGAGUUUAUCUUAAGGCUACUGCAGCUACAAAAAAAGUUUACAUAUAGUGCUUGGACGGUGCUUUGUACUUCUAAGUUGAUGAAAUCAUAAAGCUGGGCAGAUGUAGUAGCCAAGGUUUAUAAAAGAGGAAGUUUAACAAUGGAGAAUUUUAAAACUGAAAGACACUGUGUUCAUACUUUAUAAGUUAAAAUGUAAAAAAAAAAAAGUUUUACAUACUAUUAAUUGCACUCAUUUGUUACACUUUACUGAAUUGUUUCUGUUGUGUAAUGUAGGAAUGAAUGGCUUCCUUAAGAAAAGCUAUUUUAUACUUUUAUAAAUCCAAAUGUUCUCUUUUGUUACUCGCUAAGCUUUUUUUGCACCAUACUGUUGAUGCCUUUAUCCACUCUAGUAAAACUGAUUUUUCUAAUAUCAUAAAACUAUGCAAAGCUCAACAUCUAACAAUUUCUUCCUGUACAGUAGGAAAAAAAGAAAUGUUUAUAUUUUUUUCAUCAGCUAAGCACCAAAUCAUUAAGUAGAAAAUGCCGAAAGACCAAUCUGUUUUACUGCACUCUCCUUGGAACUGAUGACAGAGUUGCAGGGAUGUAUAUAAUACAAAAGUUAGACACAGAUCUAAGUACUUCUUUUACUAAUGGUACUUCCACAUUUAUCUAAACUUUCAUUUACCAACAGGGUAAAGUUUCACCUUACAAAUGCUGCUUUUCACACUUCAACUGGCCAAUAAAGUGAAUUCUGAUUGAAUUUCAAAUGCAAGGAACAAGGCCUGUUACAAUAGUUGAAGUAAUAAUAAACACACAAAGGGUACAUGAGUAACAAUUUCAAUGUUCGAUUCAUUUUACAACAUAUUUCACACUUGCCUAUACUACAUCACUACAGAGGUGCUCGGGGUGGAAAGAUUUUAUUUAAACAAACUUUAUUUAAAGUGCCUCUCAUUAACAAAAUAUAUAUCAAGUUCAGCUAAAAAAAAAAAAUUUAGUUUUAAGCCAUCAUGAAACAGAAGUAAAAAACAGCAGAGAAUAAUAGUUUUUAUCCUUGUUUUUGACUGCAUAGGAUGAAAAUGAAUUGAAUGGGCUGACAAACUAAUGUACUUUCUGUAGCAAUCUGGAGAAUAUCUAAAGUAAAGAGUUUUUGUAUAGUUACUUAUUGGUAUUCUUACCAGAGACUGAAAUGCCACAGAAGCAAAAAGACUUGUGAUAUUUUGUUUCAUUAUUUUUAUUUAAGAAUAUAUUAUUAAUAAUUAUGGUUUACUCCUUUUCAUUACAAAUAAGAAUUUGAAAGAUUUGUAAAGAAAAAAUUUACAGAAUUAAAUUUACAAUUGGAUUUCUUUUUUUAUAUGUUGACUUUAAAAAGCAAAGGUAUACUUGUUUGAGAAGUAUGUAGUGAUGUGUACUGUGUAGUAUGCCUUGUUAUAGUUUAGUAGGAGGAAUAUUUCUAGCUGUACAUUGCAAAACGUAUUUUUUUUGAGCUAUUGAAACUAGGAACUGUAAUAUAUCCAUGUAUUCCUGAUAAAAAUUAAAUGCUUUUUAUGAAA